Messenger RNA from Humulus lupulus (European hop), 1449 nucleotides. Its product is annotated as zinc finger protein 3-like. The record is from RefSeq and is a predicted model, not a curated record. The coding region runs from base 244 to 1206 and encodes 320 amino acids. NCBI's taxonomy places the organism in Eukaryota, Viridiplantae, Streptophyta, Magnoliopsida, Rosales, Cannabaceae. The transcript has a single exon. Gene Ontology annotation, biological process: negative regulation of abscisic acid-activated signaling pathway.
AGAAAAGAAAAAAGAAAAAGAAAAAAACUUAGUACAGAGCCUAUAAACGUCAUCAAAUGUUGUGUAACUUGUGUUGUGUUCUCCUAUUUUUAGGACACUCAAUGUGAGUGAAUCUGUUCUUAUCCAUAAAUAGCACAAACUAGUACUUAUCCCAACACUACAACUUCCCCAUCAGUCAACUUUUUCUUAAAAGAGAUAGAAAGAAAGAAAGAAAAAAUAGCCUUAUUUGAUCUCUCCAAUCCAAUGGAUCAACCAACAACUACUUCAAGAACUAACGAUCUGUCUUCAUGUCAAACCACAGAGUUCGAACAUGGUAAUCGUGAUGAUCACGGUCACGAUCAAGGAAAUAAUAAAGAUCAUCAUCAUCAUCAUCAUCAUCAUCAUCAGGGGAUGUUCAUGGCCAACAAUAAGUCUGGUAAUAAUAAUAAUAAACUCUCUUUAGAUCUAAAUCUCACAGGUACUACUGAUCAAAUUAGCUCCACCAUGGCUAAUGAUGAUGGUUUAAUCGAUGAUAAUAAUCAUCAAAAUGAUCAAGAGCUAAACCUCAUCGGUUCCUUGGCGGCGACGACGACGACGACUGAGCCUGGCAGAGUCUUCUCAUGUAACUACUGUCAAAGAAAAUUCUACAGCUCACAAGCGCUGGGCGGACACCAAAAUGCCCACAAGAGAGAAAGGACUCUAGCCAAAAAGUCAGGACAGAGGCUAUAUGGGAAUAGCAACGAUCAUCAUCACAUAAUGGCGGCCGCAGCAGUGUUCGGUGGUCACCACCACCCUUUCUUCAGUCGUAGCAGACACUGGUCAAGUAUGGCUUCUCUUCCUCUUCAUGGGGCUAAUAAUAAUAUAUACAGUAAUAGGUCUCUUGGGAUUCAAGCUCAUUCCAUGAUUCACAAGCCCAAUAAUAGUAAUAAUCACAAUAAUAUUAUGUACUAUGGACAUUUUGGAAGCUUGUCGUCUAAGUUGCCUCCUCAUAGUUUCGAUCAGCAACCAACGAUUGGGAAGCAUACGACAACAAAUGGGUUGUCGUCCAAGGCUAGUGCCGGCAGAUUUGAUAUGAGCGGUUCCAAUAAUAACUCUCAAACUGGGCUUGAUCAGAGACUACUUAUCAAUGGAUCAAGAUACUGGUGUGCAGCUGAUACCACUGUUACUGUUCACGAUCAUCAUCGGAAUGAGGAGAUCAAAAAGCUUGACUUGUCUCUCAAGCUUUAAUAAUUUAUAAUAUAUAUAUAUAUAUAUAUGUUUUAUCGACUAGUACAAAAUUAUUUUUCUUCAUCCAUAUCCUUAGGCUAUAAUUAUUUCCGAGUAGUCUUUAUUUGUUUUUCUAAUUUUGUUAAAUUCAGAUUUGUUUUGAAUUUAAUUUUCAUUUUCUUUUCUACAAUAAUGAGAUUAUGUAUAUUUUGGUCUUGGAAAUAUAUUAGACAAUUGGACUGUAGUCGUGUAUGUUCAUCAUCA